AAAACCAUCCUCUCAAAUUUCUGUUUUCAAAUCUCUUAGUUUCAGUAUUCGCAACUUCGAUUUCCACAUUUUUUUCAAAAUGCUUAAAAUAGCUAUAUUGGCAUUGCUGACUGUAUCGGCAUUGGCUAGAUACCAGAGAAUGCCUCCUGGCUUCGGAAGCGAACCAGCAUCGCCAAAACAGCCUGAAGUAUUUGAACCAUCGCCAAAGGAAGCCGAAAUAUCUGAACCAUCUCUUAGAGCCUACCAAUGCGGAAAAGCUCCUUUGCAUGAUCCAUUGGACCAAAGAAUUGUCAAUGGUUCAUACUCGCCAGUCAGAGGAUCGUACCCCUUUAUGGUGAAUAUCAAAAUGGGCUGGAACCACUGGUGCGGAGGUGCUCUGUACGAUAAAUACACAGUGAUAUCGGCUGCGCAUUGCUUCUGGACCGGCAUGAAUCCCUCGUCUUUGAAACUGUUUUUUGGAGACAAACAUCAAAAACAUGGAUACGAAAUCGAACAUGGCCAGGAGAGGAGAUACGUCAGAAGCGUCACACUUCACCCAAGAUACGGCCAGGAUGGCUGGAACUCAAAUGACAUUGCGAUUCUUAAACUGACUCAGUCCGUCCCUUUCACUGACAAGAUCCAACCUAUAUGCUUGCCAACCAUGGAGGUUCAAGGGGGUGAGAAGACUGUGACUAUGGGGUGGGGAUACACUAAGGGAACUGGCGACGGAAACAUCUUGAGCGUUGUCGAAGUUCCUAUAAUUUCCAGAGAUACAUGCAAGAAGUGGCUGGGAGGAUACUUCACGGAGACAAUGGUCUGCGCCGGAUUCGAAGAAGGCAUGCGGGACUCCUGUCAAGGAGACUCCGGAGGACCUUUGGCCAUGCAGAAUGAGGAAGGGUUCUUCGAACUCACAGGAAUAGUCUCUUGGGGAAAUGGAUGUGCCCAGGCGAGGAACCCAGGAGUCUACACUGAUGUUGUGGACUACAAAGACUGGAUCAACGAGGUUGUUGGAACACCGAGGUACUAACACACUGUGUCUUCCAGUGUCAACUCACGGGGUACUAGCAUGCGGAUUUGGGCUGAAAGGCGAUCUUUAAUUUAUUGUAAUUACAUAUUAUAAUAUUGGUGAAGCUGAAUAAAAUAAUUAAAAUCAAA
This is a messenger RNA of Symsagittifera roscoffensis, 1134 nucleotides long. Its product is annotated as trypsin-like. NCBI's taxonomy places the organism in Eukaryota, Metazoa, Xenacoelomorpha, Acoela, Convolutidae. The transcript has a single exon. Gene Ontology annotation, biological process: proteolysis. The record is from RefSeq and is a predicted model, not a curated record. Gene Ontology annotation, molecular function: serine-type endopeptidase activity. The coding region runs from base 80 to 1006 and encodes 308 amino acids.